GACAACAACCCAACUGCCGAUAUAUGAUCCGCUCCAUCUCUAGAUAUAUAGAACUUGGCAUCGUAUGACCUUUCUUCUGUUCCUCACAACAGUUGGACCCUGGGUGGCCUGAUAAUUGUCCAAUAGUACUGCUACUAGUACUAGUACUAGUACUUCUAUCAUAGUACAAUAUGGCAUCCCAAAUAGAUCCUAGGCUCUAUCCCCGCAGAGUCCGAUAUGCAGCUCUACUCACCGUCAAUGUAUUCGUCUUCAUGGGCAAUAUGUACUCAUCAGGGAUAGCGACCGGCUUCGACUCCCUCGCGGCCGAUCUCCACGUCGAAUACCAAAAGCUCGCUGACCUAAUCUCGUGGUCCGUCUUGUCCAUGGGCCUAGCCAAUCUGGUCUGGAUGCCGCUGGCACUAUGCUUCGGAAAACGCCCGGUUGUACUCGUGUCCAUGGCCAUGUUUGUCGCUGGGAUAAUCUGGACGGUCGUCGCAAAGGACUACAAUAGCUUGAUGGGAGCUAGAGUGUUUGCUAGUUUUGGCUAUGGAUCGAUCGAGUCAUUGGGGCCUAGUAUCCUUGCUGACAUGUUCUACGAACGCAACUACUCCAGUGCAAUGGCAAUCUACGCUCUCUUCCUCUCGGCUGGCUCCCAAGUCGGUCCCCUCAUCGCUGGUUACCUCGUUGCUGCCCGUGGCUGGCGCUGGUUCUUCAUCCUGUGUCUCAUUAUUGCUGCAGUCAACUUCGUAACUACCUUCUUCUUUCUUCCAGAGACGCUCUACGAGCCUGGUCCCGAGGAGCAAUUGGAUGUGGACGAUAAGGAGAAGGCCGAGGCCUACCAGAGCCACGUGGAGGCCGUACCCGACGUCAACACCUGGCGGCGGCAGCAGCAGCAACAAUUCUCCUACGGAGGGUAUUGGAAGAGUUUGUUUAAAGUUGGCCUAUCGGAUGCAGCAAGAGAAAAUGGUGUCUUCAAGCAUCUGGCUCGGCUGUUCUGGCUACCGUUGCCUAUGCUUCUAGUCCCGGGAGUUUUGAUAGCUGCGAUGAUGUACGGUGUUGUAUUAGGAGGUGUGGUCUCUAUAUCCACCCUUUCUGCCAACAUCUUCUCCCCUCCGCCAUAUAACUUCUCCUCUGCUGCUCUCGGCCUCUGGACGCUUGGUAGCUUCGUCGGCAUUCUCGUCGUAUGGCCCAUCGCGGGCCCUCUGACUGACGCUCUCUCUGCCUAUCUCCGCAAACGCAAUAAUGGCGUCCAUAAACCGGAGCAUCGGGUUCCCGCCCUCAUUAUCCCGUUCGUCAUCACUCCACUUGGUCUGGUUAUCUUUGGAUACACCGUCUCCCGCCACAUGCAGUAUGUGAUACCGGCAGUAGGUUCGGCCAUGUCUGCAGCAGGGUUGACGCUAGUCCCUUCGGUGAUGUUGUCAUAUGUUGUCGACUCAUACCCGGACACUAGCGGCGAGGCGCUAGUAUUGGUGAAUGCUAGCAAGAACGUCGUUGCCUUCGGGUUGAGCAAGGGAUCAGUGGACUGGAUGACCACCCAGGGUGUGGACAAGAUGUUCUAUGAAUUCGCUGCUGUACAAUGGGCGGUCCUCGCUUUGGGAUUACCAUUAUAUUUCUUCGGGCCGUGGAUCAGGAAGAGAACUUCCAAGUACUUUUAACGAUGAUCAGUCUCUAUAUAUAUAUAUAUG
This is a messenger RNA of Aspergillus piperis CBS 112811, 1664 nucleotides long. Its product is annotated as putative MFS transporter. The coding region runs from base 171 to 1634 and encodes 487 amino acids. NCBI's taxonomy places the organism in Eukaryota, Fungi, Ascomycota, Eurotiomycetes, Eurotiales, Aspergillaceae. The transcript is spliced from 6 exons. The record is from RefSeq and is a predicted model, not a curated record. Gene Ontology annotation, biological process: transmembrane transport. Gene Ontology annotation, molecular function: transmembrane transporter activity.